Messenger RNA from Wasmannia auropunctata (little fire ant), 1620 nucleotides. RefSeq lists its product as uncharacterized. The transcript is spliced from 5 exons. Bases 1 to 1170 code for a protein of 389 amino acids. The record is from RefSeq and is a predicted model, not a curated record. NCBI's taxonomy places the organism in Eukaryota, Metazoa, Arthropoda, Insecta, Hymenoptera, Formicidae.
AUGUUCGAGUCGCGACUUUCCUCACCCGACGAAUCGUCAUGCGUCUUCCGAAAUUUGCGACAAUUGCUGUCACAAAAAAUAUGUGAUAAGCUGAUUUUAGAAAAAACACAUUUGCAGGAAUCUGAUCGAAAAAGAAUCGUUAAUAUAAUUAUUGAUCAUUGCCUCACAGAUAAAACCAGUAUUUCAAAAGAAGAAUUCAAGUUUUGGGCAUCAGAAAUCGUUAAUGUCUUUGAAAAGGAAUCCAAAGAAACAUAUUAUAUCGAAUCAUCUGAGAAACGGCUGGCAUCUGGAAAACUUCGACAUAAAUAUACAAAUACCAGAAAAACUUUAAAAAAAUCAGGAAUCUUACGUGCUGUUAAUAAAAAAAGCACGCCUAAGGAAGUUUCUGCAGAUAUUCAAGAAAAAUUACUGUUGCUUACAACAAUUUUGCCACAAGAUAAAGAGCUAGAAUCAAUGUGGAAAAGUACUUUCGAAUACCGUCGAAACUUCACAACAAUUGCAGAAUACUAUGACACUUAUCCAAUUCUGCAAACCCCUACAGGAUGUUCACUAAUAAGAUGGGACUUUGAUUGUAUGCAAUUAACGGAUUUUAAUAUACUUGCCAAAAAGUGGCCCUCUUUAGCUACAAAAAUUAUUGAUUUGGCAAAAACUCGCAAUUGUUGUGAACAUAUAAUAGAUUUAGUUGGCACAUUACCAUCUGAAACAUCAAGUUUACUCAUCCUUCCAUUUAUGUUUCGACCAUCAUUCGUACCUACUGGUAAUUCUAAGAAAUGGAAACCUUCAAGACAAGAAAUGUCAGAGUCGGUUUUUCUAAAGGUUGCUAUUGCGGGAGAUCUUGACGAAGCAUUGACGAAGCGAAAAGAAAAAUUACACGUUUAUGGAUUAACACUGCAACCCCAAAUUGCUAUUGUCGGACAAUUGACAGACAUCAAAGCGAUAUAUGUCGUCGUUAAUGACAUUAAAUAUGAAACAACCACUUUGUUAAGUGCCAUUGACUUUUGUUUCAAGACAUUUUACGUAUUGGAUGCCAAAUACCCGGUCGAGUCUGCACCAAUCUGGUAUUUCUUACAACAAUAUAUUUACAACAUCAGCUCAUCCAAAAACGCCAAACAAUAUAUCAGUGCAAAUUCGCUUUGGUCCGAUUUGCACAUUACUAACACAGAAACGUAAAAAAUUGUUGGUUUUUUUUAUAAAUACUCUUUUAAUUUUAAUUAUUUCAGUUUAAGUUUAGUUUUAAGACCGAAAAAUGAUUAAUAAAUAUACUACGUGCGCCGGUCACUUAGAUUAAAAUUGUUGAUGUUUCUUUUAUAAUUAUUUAGUAGUUUUAAGGCCGAAAAAUGAUUAUUAAAUGCCCUACGUGCGCAGAUCAUUUAGAUUACAGGCAUUUACAAUUACAUAUGAAAGUAAUUCACCGUGACACUGGCACGAAAAGUUUCUUAUGCACGGAAAAAUCGUGCAAUCGUUUAUUUUCACAACUUAAUUCGUAUAGAAAGCACAUAAAUACUGAUCAUUCAAAGCAAAACAAACGUGAUUGUACCCCACAAAUUGUAAUCGAUUCGAAAAUAACCUCACAUUUCAAUGAGUAUAAUCUUGAAAGUAAAAAAAAAUGAAAUACUUCAG